Molecule: messenger RNA, 1047 nt
Organism: Thlaspi arvense
Lineage: Eukaryota; Viridiplantae; Streptophyta; Magnoliopsida; Brassicales; Brassicaceae
Source: the annotation of a GenBank genome assembly
AUGUCAGCUAGGCUUCUCGAGCCUUAUUACUGGAACACUACGGAGCUUUAUAGCAAUAACAUUACUGGAGGUAUACCUGAAGAGCUUGGAGACUUGAGGGAAUUAAAGAGUGAUAAAGUGAAGGAGACAUUUCAUAAUAUCCUGCCUUACGAUUGGCGUGUUAAUAACAAUAGCUUAUCUGGAGAAAUCCCAAGUUUUUCCAAUAAUCGGUUUAGGCCGCUUCUUGACCCUCCACCUAGUCGUAUCUCUCCUCCUCCACCACCAUCACCUAAAGUGUCUUUUUCAUUCAACAAAACCGGGUCCUCGGUAAGCAUGGAAGCAAACGACUCAGCAAUAGCAAUUGGAGCUGCUGCAGGUGAAGCAGUUCUAUUUGCUGGUCCAGCCAUUGCGCUUGCUUGGUGGCUGAGAAUUAAACAACAGGACCACUUUUUUGAUGUACCUGCCGAAGAAGACCCAGAGGUUCAUUUUGGACAACUCAAAUGGUUUUUCUUCCGUGAAUUGCUAGUUGCUACAGAUAACUUAAGCAAUAAAAAUGCAUUGGGAAGAGGCGGUUUUGGUAAAGUGUAUAAAGGACAUUUAGCCGAUGGCUCUCUAGUGGCUGUUAAAAGGCUAAAAGAAGAACGUACCAAGGGUGGGGAACUGCAGUUCCAAACCGAGGUUGAGAUGAUUACUGUGGUUGGAGAUUUUGGGCUUGCAAAGCUCAUGAAUUAUAAUGGCUACCAUGUGAAAGAAGUUUUGGAAAAGAAUAAGUUGGAAAGUCUUGUGGACGCAGAGCUUGAAGGAAACUAUGUGGAUAAAGAAGUGGAGCAGCUAAUUCAAAUGGCUCUGCUCUGUACUAAAAUCUCUUCGUUGGAACGUCCCAAGAUGUUUGAAGUUGUGAGAAUGCUCGAAGGUGACAGUUUAGCUGAGAAAUGGGAAGAGUGGCAAAAGGAGGAGAUGUUGACACAGGAUUUUAACUAUCAAACCUAUACGCAAGCUGACAUUAAUUGGCUCAUCCCAGAAUCCGUUUCCCACAUCGACAACGAGUACCCUUCAGGUCCAAGAUAA